ACGUGAAGUCUAGUCACUGACGGGUUAUUUUAUUUUCUUUUCGGCAGAAAGAAAUGUUACUGUAGAAAGGGGAAAGAAAAUCCGAGGGCUUUUGUCUGAGUCUCAGAGUGGCCGGAAGGAAAGUGGUUGCGAGGUCGGAGAGCGGUUUUUUGAGGGCUCGGUAUCAUGGUGAGGAAGAGGAGAACUGCACUGCCCGGCCAGGGUGAAAGCUCAGAGUCUCAGGAAGCCCCUGCAGGACGUGGUUCUGCUCCACAACGUCCACCAACUCAACAAUCACAGCAGACUGGAGGUGGUUAUCAAGGAGGAGGUGGCAGAGGAUGGGUCCCCCAGCCCCAGCAUGGUGGUCGUGGAGGUUAUGGUGGUCGUGGUGGAGGCGCUCCUCAGCGUGGAGGCGCUCCUCAGCAGUACUAUGGUGGGGCCCCUGAGUAUCACCAACAAGGAAGGGGUGGUCAGUCACAAGGAGGGGCAUCCCAGCAGCGCCGCGGCGGUGGCGGUGGUGGUGGUAUGUCUGGUGGCCGAGGGAUAGGACCACCUAGUGGUGGGCCUUCAAGGCCACCAGUUCCCGAGCUGCACCAAGCAACCCAGGCUUCAUAUUCAGCUGGGGUGACUACUCAGACUGUUCCAUAUGCGAAACCAGCAGGAAUGCAUAUGGAGGCUCAUAUGGAGGCUGGCUCAUCAUCCCAAGUGCCCGAGACAAGCUCUUUGCAAGUAACUCAGCAGUUUCAACAGCUUUCUAUCCAGCAGAAGGGGGCCUCAAGCCAGGCAAUUCAGCCAGCACCUGCCUCGAGUAAAUCAGUGAGAUUCCCGCUUAGGCCAGGCAAGGGUAGCACUGGAAUAAGGUGUAUGGUCAAGGCCAAUCACUUCUUUGCUGAGUUGCCUGACAAAGAUUUGCACCAAUAUGAUGUUUCAAUUACACCUGAGGUGACGUCAAGGGGGGUUAAUCGUGCAGUGAUGGAACAGCUGGUGAAAUUGUACAAGGAAUCUCAUCUUGGAAAGCGGCUUCCUGCUUAUGAUGGAAGGAAGAGCUUAUAUACUGCGGGCCCUCUCCCUUUUGUUUCAAAAGAGUUUAAAAUCGCUCUCAUUGAUGAAGAUGAUGGAUCGGGCAGCGCUAGGAGAGAAAGGGAAUUUAAAGUUGUGAUCAAGUUGGCUUCACGGGCUGACUUGCACCAUUUAGGGUUGUUUUUAGAGGGGAGGCUAGCUGAUGCACCACAAGAAGCUCUUCAGGUUCUGGACAUUGUUUUGCGUGAAUUGCCUACAAUGCGAUACUGUCCUGUGGGGCGCUCAUUUUAUUCUCCUGAUCUGGGAAGAAGGCAGCCAUUGGGUGAAGGACUCGAAAGUUGGCGUGGUUUUUAUCAGAGUAUUCGCCCUACUCAGAUGGGGCUGUCUCUGAAUAUAGAUAUGUCCUCUACUGCUUUUAUUGAGCCACUGCCUGUCAUCGAUUUUGUGGCUCAGCUUCUGAAUAGGGAAGUUUCUCUUAGACCAUUGUCUGAUGCUGAUCGUGUGAAGAUCAAGAAAGCAUUGAGAGGAGUGAAGGUUGAAGUUACACAUCGGGGGAAUAUGCGUAGGAAAUACCGUAUAUCUGGUUUAACAUCACAGCCAACAAGAGAGCUAACCUUCCCGGUUGAUGAAAGAGGCACAAUGAAGUCUGUUGUUGAGUACUUUCAUGAGACGUAUGGCUUUGCCAUACAACAUAUGCAGUGGCCUUGCCUGCAAGUUGGGAACCAGCAGAGACCCAAUUAUUUGCCCAUGGAGGUUUGCAAGAUUGUACCGGGUCAGAGAUACUCGAAAAGGCUGAAUGAGAGACAAAUAACUGCUUUACUUAAGGUGACCUGUCAACGUCCUCAUGAAAGAGAGUACGACAUUCUUCAGACGGUUCAUCAUAAUGCUUAUGCUGACGAUCCUUAUGCAAAGGAGUUUGGAAUCAAAAUCAGUGAGAGGCUAGCUUCAGUUGAAGCACGUGUUCUGCCUGCUCCUUGGCUUAAAUACCAUGACACAGGUAGAGAAAAGAAUUGUUUGCCUCAAGUUGGUCAAUGGAACAUGAUGAAUAAGAAAAUGGUUAAUGGUGGAACAGUGAACAAUUGGAUCUGCAUAAACUUUUCAAGGAAUGUGCAAGACAGUGUGGCUCGUAGUUUUUGUUCUGAGCUUGCACAAAUGUGUGUAAUUUCAGGAAUGGUAUUUCAUCGCGAACCUGUGCUUCCACCAAUCAGUGCCCGCCCUGAUCAGGUAGAAAGGGUCUUGAAAGCUCGGUUCCAUGAUGCUAUGACCAAACUGCAUCCUCAGGGCAAGGAGCUGGACCUGCUUAUUGUCAUUUUGCCCGAUAAUAAUGGUACUCUAUAUGGUGAUGUGAAGCGGAUUUGUGAGACAGAUCUUGGCAUUGUUUCCCAGUGCUGUUUAACAAAGCAUGUAUUUAGGAUGAAUAAACAAUAUCUUGCAAAUGUGGCCUUGAAGAUUAACGUGAAAGUUGGGGGAAGGAAUACAGUACUUGUUGAUGCACUCUCAAGGCGCAUACCUCUAGUUAGUGAUGUACCAACCAUCAUUUUUGGGGCUGAUGUUACCCAUCCUCAUCCUGGAGAAGAUUCUAGCCCUUCUAUUGCAGCUGUUGUUGCUUCUCAAGAUUGGCCAGAGGUCACAAAGUAUGCUGGUUUGGUUUGUGCUCAAGAGCAUCGACAAGAGCUUAUUCAAGAUCUAUUUAAAACUUGGCACGAUCCCGUUAGAGGAACUGUGACUGGUGGAAUGAUCAAGGAACUGCUCAUUUCUUUCCGAAGAGCAACAGGGCAGAAACCUCAACGGAUAAUAUUCUACAGGGAUGGUGUCAGUGAGGGACAGUUUUAUCAGGUUCUGCUUCACGAACUGGAUGCUAUACGCGAGGCGUGCAACUCUUUAGAACCCAACUACCAGCCCCCAGUUACUUUUGUUGUUGUCCAGAAACGUCAUCACACUAGGCUAUUUGCCAACAAUCAUGCAGAUCGAAAUGCUGUAGACCGGAGUGGAAAUAUAUUGCCUGGUACAGUUGUUGAUUCUAAAAUCUGCCAUCCGACUGAAUUUGACUUCUAUUUGUGCAGUCAUGCUGGGAUUCAAGGUACCAGUCGUCCAGCACAUUACCAUGUGUUGUGGGAUGAGAACAAGUUCUCAGCCGAUGGACUCCAAUCACUCACAAAUAACCUAUGCUAUACAUAUGCGAGGUGCACGCGCUCUGUCUCCAUAGUGCCUCCAGCAUACUAUGCCCAUCUUGCUGCUUUCCGUGCUCGCUUUUAUAUGGAACCAGAGACAUCAGAUAGUGGUUCAAUGUCAAGUGCAGCAGCUGCUGGGCGUGGAGGCCCGGUGGUUGGGGCAGGAGCUCGUAGCACAAGAUUGCCGGGUGUAAAUGCCCCUGUGAGGCCCCUCCCUGCUCUUAAAGACAACGUCAAGAGGGUAAUGUUCUACUGUUAGAUAUGCGCCUCUAGCCUGUUGGGAAGAGUUUACAAACUGGUGGUAGACUUGGUUGGUUGGAGUUUUUAGAUUGGUAUUUUACUCGUUUGCUGGCCUUGCUACUUUUGUCUCUUUCUGUUUGCCAAAGAGUGCUACUGUAAUUGGCACAAGGUUUUUAUAUUUCGUUAUGGACCGUGUUGAAUGCUGUUUUUUUAUUUUAUAUAUUAUUAAACUCGAGGGUACUUUUGAAA
This is a messenger RNA of Diospyros lotus (date-plum), 3659 nucleotides long. RefSeq names its product protein argonaute 1. Bases 166 to 3429 code for a protein of 1087 amino acids. Gene Ontology annotation, molecular function: RNA binding; protein binding. Lineage: Eukaryota; Viridiplantae; Streptophyta; Magnoliopsida; Ericales; Ebenaceae. The record is from RefSeq and is a predicted model, not a curated record. Gene Ontology annotation, cellular component: cytoplasm. The transcript is spliced from 23 exons. Gene Ontology annotation, biological process: regulatory ncRNA-mediated post-transcriptional gene silencing.